Molecule: messenger RNA, 563 nt
Organism: Arachis ipaensis
Lineage: Eukaryota; Viridiplantae; Streptophyta; Magnoliopsida; Fabales; Fabaceae
Source: RefSeq, a predicted model, not a curated record
AAAUGUCCUUUUGUGAUGAAGCUUUCAUUUUUCUGUUGUUCGUCUGGUAUUUCGGAUUAGGUGAAUCAGUGGAUAGAACGCUUCUAAACCAUCUUUUGAAGAUGUUCACAACACUGGAAAUAUAUGCAGAAAGCUUCGAGAAGCCAUUUCUUGAAUGCACAUCUAAAUUUUAUGCUGCUCAAGGUAUGAAAUACAUGCAGCAAUCAGAUGUUCCAGAUUAUUUGAAGCAUGUGGAGAUAAGAUUGCAAGAGGAACAUGAUAGAUGCCUGAUUUACUUGGAUGCGAGUACUAGGAAGCCGCUGAUAGCCACACCAGAAAAGCAACUUCUUGAACGCCAUAUACCUGCCAUUCUUGAUAAGUUUGAUCAUAGUAUAAGUGACAAUAUUGGUGAAACUAAAGGUGGAAUUGGCGGACAUGUUCUUUGUGCAAUUGAUAUGCCAAGUUUUAGGUGUUGUUUACAUUUUUCAUUUUUUUAAAUUUUCAAUGUGAAACGAGGAACUGAGAUGUGUAUUUUUCACUUUUGCUUGCAUAGUUUACUAAUUAAGUCAUCUUAUUUUGAGCUA